AAACAGAAAGUCAUGCACAGCAGUUUUAACAACAGGGUUCCCAGAAGCACCACCAGGAUUGGAGUGCUCUAGGCUUUAGAGGAUGGGGUUCUGUCGCCUGUUGCUCUUAGCUAUUGUUCUCCUAACCUCAUGGUUCUCUACUGCCAAAGGUGAAGUGAGCCUUUGUGAUUUUCCAAAAAUAAGACAUGGAAUACUAUAUGAUGAAAAGAAAAAUGAGCCCUUUUCCCCUGUUCUUAGUGGGAAGAUUUUAUACUACUCCUGUGAAUAUAAUUUUGCAUCUCCAUCAAACUCCUUCUGGACUCGCAUCACUUGCACAGAAUCAGGAUGGUCACCAACUCCGAAGUGUCUCAGGCUAUGCUUCUUUCCUUUUGUGGAAAAUGGUAAUUCAACAUCUUCAGGUCAAACCCAUGUAGAAGGUGACAUUGUACAAGUGGUCUGCAAUCAAGGCUACAGCCUUCAGAAUAAUCAGAGCACCAUCACCUGUGCUGAAGAGGGCUGGUCCAUUCCCCCCAAAUGCAUUUCCACCAAUCCAACAGGGAAAUGUGGGCCCCCUCCACCUAUUGACAAUGGAGACAUCACCUCCUUGUCGUUACCAGUAUAUGCAUCAUUAUCAUCAGUUGAAUAUCAGUGCCAGAAGUAUUAUCUACUUAAAGGAAAUAAGGCAAUAACAUGUAGAAAUGGAACGUGGACUGAGCCACCAACCUGUAUAUACCCAACAGAGAAAUGUGGGCCUCCUCCACCUAUUGACAAUGGAGACAUCANCUCCUUGUCAUUACCAGAAUAUGAACCAUUAUCAUCAGUUGAAUAUCAGUGCCAGAACUAUUAUGUACUUAAGGGAAAGAAGACAAUAACAUGUAGAAAUGGAAAGUGGUCUGAGCCACCAACCUGUUUGUCUGCAUGUGUAAUAUCAGAAGCCAUUAUGGAAAGACAUAACAUACGUCUCAAAUGGAGACAAAGCGAAAAGAUUUAUGUUCAUUCAGGAGAGGAUAUUGAGUUUGAAUGUAAAUAUAGAUAUAGAAAAGCAAAAGGAUCACUGCCAUUUCGUACACCGUGUAUUAAUGGUAAAGUCAAUUAUCCCACUUGUAUGUUAAAUCACAAUACGUUUAUUCAUUGAUUUUAUUGUUUGCACGUUUGCGUUUUUUAUUUGUUUGUUUGUUUGCUUGCUUGCUUGUUUUUGUUUUUCAAGACAGGGUUUCUCUGUGUAGCCCUGGAACUCACUCUGUAGAUCACACUGGCCUCAAACUCAGAAAUCGGCCUGACUCUGCCUCCCAAGUGCUGGCAUUAAAGGCAUGCACCACCACUGCCUGCUGAUUUUAUUGUUUAGAAAUGCACAUGAAUAUUACUGCUACAGUUUCAACUUCCAUUUGAAGUAUUAACUCAUUUCUUCUCAUAAAUAUAAACUUUUUUGUUAUAUGGUGAUUAAUUUGUAAAUUUAAAGACUAUUGCCAAAAUGCAAAAGCAGUAAUACAAAACUCCUAAUCCAAAAUAUGAUAUGUCCAAGGACAAACUAUGUCAAACAAGAAAAUUUGAUGUAUGUUUUUCAGCAUUGUUUUUCUAUUCAGAACUUCCUCAGAUUUUUCUGGAUACCUUUUGAUGUAACGUUUUGAUUUAUAAUGAAUGAAAGAUAUAUUGACUCAAUUCUUCAAAUUAGUAUUGUUUCUGAAUCAUGUAACAACCAAACUAUCAUAUAUUAUAGUACUAAUGCAUAUAAUUAAAAACUAUAUAAUACUUUCAUAUCAAAAAAAUCUAAGGAACGUCUUGCAUAUGAACUUCUAAUAUUUGAUACAUUGAAAUAAUUAAAGGUUCAAGCAAUUAUGCAGAGGGAUUAAAAUUUUCACUAGGUGUAUCAUUCUAUUACUGCAAUAAUAUUGACAUUAAAAACUAUAAAUAUUUGGUAUCACUUAUAUACAGGCAAUGAGUACUGCAUUAGGCAGGAUUUUAUUGCUAUAAAGAGACAUAUUAGCCAACUCUUAUGAGGAAUAAUAUUUAAUUGGGGUUGGCUUAUAAGUUAACAUAUUUAGUCCAUUGUCAUCAUGGUGGAAAGCUUCGCAAUGUCCAGGUAGACAUGAUGUUGAAAAAGAAGCUGAGAAUUUUACAUCUUAAUCCACAAUCAGAAGACAAUGUGCCACAAUGAGCAUAGUAUGAGCAUGGGAAAGCUCAAAACCUUAACUUCUCAACUGCUCUGAGUGCAGAGGGUCCUCUAGGAUGUAUUGUGAUAUGGAGUCCUCAAAGAAGGAGACCAUCUAGGAGUCUUCCCAAGCAGCAAAGACCAGGUAGAGGGAACAGACGUGACUGAAGGAAGGGAAUGUCAUUCGGGAGGGCAGGUGAUUUGGUGGGUGAUGGGUCCCCAGUCUACCAGGCUCCCAGCAGCAGCUCUGGGACUGGAGGAGAGGGAUUGAGGGAAUUUCUUAUCAACUGCUCUGAGUUCAACAAGUCCUCUAAGAUGGAUUGGGAUAUGGAGUCUUCACGGGAGCAAACCAACUAGAAGUCUGCCCCAGCAGCAAGGACCAGGAGAAAGGUGAUAGUCACACCUAGACAUAACUGUUCUACAUACAAUGGCAACUGCAUUAUUAAUUUAGAACAGAAUAGAACUUUUGUGGUCAUUCUGUUAUUAUAACAAACUUAAAGAAAACCAUUGGUAGUCUCUUAAUUGAUAUUAGCGCUCGUAAUUAGGAAAUAGAGGAAAUUGAAAAAAAAACAGAAAUAUGUGUACAUAUGCAUUUUUAAGAAAACACAACCAAAGCACUCAUUUUAACUAUAAUCCUUGUUGUUUCUCAAGUAGGUUAUAUGGCCUUAGCUGACAUCUUUGUUAAGGUGCUAUACCUGUCAAGAGACCCCAUGACCAUUGUAACUCCUAGAAAGGAAAAACCUUUAAUUGGGAUCAGUUUUCUCUUUCAGAGUUUUUACCAUUAUCAUCAUGAUGUGAAGCAUGGAAACUUGCAGGCAGAAAUGGUAUUGGAACUGAGAGCUUUUAUAUCAUGAUCCUCAGGCAAAAGAAGGAUACAGUGUAACACUGGACAUAGCUUGAUCAUAGCCCUAAAAACAUGUCCACACCGUGACAUACUUCUUCCAACAAGACUACACCUGGUCCAAAAAGGCCAUAUAUCCUAAUAGUACCACACCUAAUGUGCCAGGAUUUACUAACACAUGAUAUAUGUGGGCCAUUCUUACUUAAUCACCACAUCUGGUAUUUAUAACUACAUACGUUUACUAUUCAUUUUGUAUUUCCUCCACCUUCUGCAAGCACCUCAGCAUGUCUUAGCUUUUUUCCUGGAGGAAUGACUCAUACUUUCAUUCCUGAAAGGUCUGUGCUCUUUGUCAUGUUCCCUGAAUAAGGCCAUGGUAAAUUCUCAUGGUCCUUCAUCACAGGACAUUUUAGCACCAAGAGGCACCCCAAAUAUCCUCUGCAUGCCAGACUUAAUUUCCUUGCCUCUAUUGUGGAGUUGCAAUACAAUUUUCCCAUGUAAUAUUGGAACUAUCAACCCUCUUACAAUUGUUAUUUCUUUCUUAGCCUGUUUGUUAAAAAAAAAUUAGAAGCCCCACAGUUACCAUACAGAAGUCAGAACUUCUGGGUCAGUUCAAUAUUUGUUGUGGCUCCUUGCAGGAGCAUUCUCUACUCUGGAAACAAAACUACUAAGAUAUCAGAACUUAUGGCCUCAGGAACAGAAAUCAUUUAAUUCCUAAACAUUCACUAGGGGUGAGAGUGGUUUUCUGAUUCCUACCCCUUGAUUCUUGACCCAUGAAUAUUGGCUACAAGGGACACCAUACCAUAUAUUAGAUGAAUACUCAAAACAUAUUCUGCCCUCUCGAGAACACUGCAACAGCUCUCCCAGCUGCUGCCAAUUAAUUUCACACUACAUCUGCAGAUUCACGAGGCCUUUUUAUCUCUCCAUCAGGCUACUUGCUACAGAAUAAUGAGUAAUAAGGAAUAUGGAAUAAUGAGGAAUAAGGAAUAAGAUCAAUGGAUCUUAUUGAUCUUAUUCCUUAUUCCAGAAUAAGGAGUAAUAAGGAGUAAUAAGGAAUAUGGAAUAAUGAGGAAUAAGGAAUAAGAUCAAUGGAUUCUAAUAGGAUCAUGGGUCUUAGUCAGAUACAAAACUGUGUAGAAUACCAAGAUGGUGAAUAAGGUAUUCUUUAAGUCCACAGAUAGUCAUUUUGCCAGAGGUAUUGUUUUCAGGAGAGGCAAAUCGAUAACCAAAAUAAGUAUCUACUCCAGGAAGACAAUAAAGUUUACUUUCCACAAAAGGAGUGUCCAAUAUCAGUCCACCUGUCACCAGGUUGCUGGCUUAACUCCACUGGGAAUGGUGCCACAUCAGGAUUUCAGUAUUGGUCUAUGCUGUAGGCAGAUUUGACACUAAGAACAAAACUAUAGCCAGAGCUGCCUUAAUGAGUGGAAGUUCAUGUUAUCAAGUCCAUGUAUAUAUACUUCAUCUUUUCACCAUCUCCACUUUGUUCAUGGGCACAUUGGACAAUUAUAGGGAUGUCUAUGAAAAGAAGCUGUCUAUCCACAGAAUGGGGCAUUGAUUAUUGAACUCCUCCUCAGCUAACGUCAUUUAUUGAACAUUUUCAUGGGACACAAGUUUCUUCACAACCUCUUACAAUUUGGAGAGAUCUUUCCACAUGUAUCUUAUUUUCCAGAUGUCCUUAUCAUCAAUUUUCCAACCUUUCUCAAGCCCCAUCCAACCAAUAAAUUAGCUAAAACCCA
Mus caroli (Ryukyu mouse) is the source of this 4702-nucleotide messenger RNA. RefSeq names its product complement factor H related 1 (gene Cfhr1). NCBI's taxonomy places the organism in Eukaryota, Metazoa, Chordata, Mammalia, Rodentia, Muridae. Gene Ontology annotation, molecular function: complement component C3b binding. The record is from RefSeq and is a predicted model, not a curated record. Gene Ontology annotation, biological process: complement activation.